Dermacentor silvarum is the source of this 3924-nucleotide messenger RNA. RefSeq names its product ER membrane protein complex subunit 1 (gene EMC1). Lineage: Eukaryota; Metazoa; Arthropoda; Arachnida; Ixodida; Ixodidae. Gene Ontology annotation, molecular function: protein binding. Gene Ontology annotation, biological process: protein folding in endoplasmic reticulum. Gene Ontology annotation, cellular component: EMC complex. The transcript has a single exon. The record is from RefSeq and is a predicted model, not a curated record. Bases 120 to 2963 code for a protein of 947 amino acids.
UCGAAAUAACUACACUCACCGAGUCACCGUGCCGACGACUUGAGUCUCGCGUCCGUGUUAUGCACGUUGUAAUGCGGUGAUCGAUUCUCUUGCGGUUGUAUGUGCUUAAUUUGCCUUCAAUGAAGGGCAGUACGUGCCAGAUGCUUUCCAGACUUCUUUUAGCCAGUUUAGUUGCUAUCUCAACAGUGCGGCUUGGCGAAUUUGGCGCAUAUGCUCUGUACGAAGACCAAGCAGGAAAGUUGGACUGGCGGCAACGAUUCAUCGGGAAGCCUCUGUACGUGUAUGCCGAUCACGGCUCGGUCGGCCCUAAUCAACGCAUCGUGGUUGCGACCGAAAAGAAUGUGCUCGCCUCCCUUAACACCCGGAACGGAGCCCUGACGUGGAGGCAGGUGUUGGAACAUGAUGGCAGCAUGCUCGCAGUCUCCUCUUCCGGCGAUCUCAUUACUGUCUCGGGCAACGCACCCUACGUUCGGGCCUGGGACGUCCAUACUGGAGUGCUUCAGUGGGAGAAGACCCUUCCGCACAGCUCCGCCCCCCUGGUCAGGUACGACGUCAAUUCUCACGCAAGCGAGCUCACCGCGGUCGAAGUAUAUCCGGGUUCCCACGUCGUCGCAACCGUCUACAACCUCCGAAAUGGUGAAAUGAAAACAUCUCCCGUAGUUUCGGCCCCGUGGAUUACUGAUCGGACUGACUGCCGGCUUGUGGAGCACAAGUAUUUGGCAUGUCUCGACAACAUAGUUUCUACGAUUCGAGUGAUGGCUCUGGGCGAGUCGGCAGCUUUUCGCGACGUUCCGUUGUCCUCUCUCGGCAUCCAGCUUGACGAUCCAACCGCAGUUCCGGUCUUACAGCCAAUCGAGGGUCCAACACAGGCAAAUGAAGAUUCGUACCUCGCGUUGCGCAUGCCAGAUCGUGGUUUCGCUUUGUUGCGAAUUACGAAGACAGGGGUGAGGCUUGCGCAAAUGUUCCCGAAUGCUACGCACCUUAUCAGUAUGGGUGACGGUUGGCAAGGUGCUCGAAAGUCGCUGGGAAACGCGGCUGGCAACACACGGGAUGAACUCCCUUACAUAGGUGUAGUUGAACAACUACAAAACGGCAUCAGCAAAGUUUUCAUAUACGAAUUGGGCGGCAACUGGCAUCAGAAAGAAGACUGUGAGGGUCAGUUUGCGAUACCACCGACUAUGGCGCAAGCAACUAGCAUUCAUUUACUGCCCUUUCUACUCAAGGAUCUGAAACCUGCUUAUAAAACACUUGUGAUUACUGAAGACGAUGCUGUGCUCCUUUUCCACCAACAGGGCCGUCUGUUAUGGACGAGGGAAGAGGCCUUGGCAUCAGUUCUUGGAGCACAGUUUAUCGACCUGCCUCUUUCAGAGACAGAUGCCAAGAUUGAACAAGAAUUUGGAGAUGGCAAUGCAAAUGUACUGGCCAUGUUUCUUACACGAAUCACAAUGCAGCUCUGCCAGUUACAGAGCUUGCUGCUAGGUUUAUUCGCCAGCCUCAGUGGAACUAUAGGCCAACCAGAAACAGGUGUGGCUUCACGGGAUCUCACACGUGACAAGUUUGGCUUCAACAAAGUUAUAUUGCUGAGCACUGCCGCUCAAAAGUUGUUUGCUUUGAACAACAGAAAUGGUCAGAUUGUUUGGAGCCAGCAUUUUCCACAGUUGCACCCACUGAACAGCGCCGGCACUAAGAAGCUCCCAAUCUUUGUUCAGAGGACAACUGCCCAUUAUCCACACCCACCUCGCUGCACAGUAGUCGGGAAGCACAGUUCUGGCAAUGGUUACUUGGUUUCAGUGAAUCCCAUAACAGGAGUUAUCUUGGACACGAAAGAACUUCCUUACCACAUUCAACAGGCAUCAUCGCUACCUUUUCUUGAUGAUGAGUACACCAGGGGCCUCCUUUUCUUAGAUAGCGAACUUGGUGUGCACACCUACCCAAGCUCAGCUGCAAAGCUUGUUUAUGAACACCGUGACACACAGUAUCUCUUCACUGCUGAUCCUGUCACUGGAGAUCUUGUUGGGUAUAGUCUGAGGCCAUCAACUCCCACAAGGCUCGCAGUAGAAACUGUAUGGGCAGCGUCUCUUCAAAGUGAAGGACAGAAGAUUACACACAUUGUGAUGCGCAAUCCAUUAGAGCAUGUUCAUUCGCAAGGCCGGGUGAUGGGUGACCGCAGUGUUCUGUAUAAAUAUCUGAACCCGAAUUUGGUUGCGGUUGUGACUGAGGGCACUGACAAUGUCCACAAGGUGACCAGUGUGACUGUGCACCUGAUUGACGUCAUCACUGGAGCGUUCAUUUACUCGGGAAGCCACAAGAGAGCUAGGGGUCCUGUCCACUUAGUGCACACUGAGAACUGGAUUGUCUACUGUUACCACAACGAAAAGUCUCGUCGGGCCGAAAUAUCCGUGAUUGAACUUUACGAAGGUGCAGUGCAGAGCAACACUUCUGCGUUUUCGUCAUUCAACUCACCACCAGGAGCUAUUGUAGAACAUCAGAGUUAUGUUUUUCCGAGCUCAAUAGAUGCCAUGGUUGACACUGUAACAGAAAAGGGAAUCACAAGCAAACAUGUCCUUCUAGCCCUUCCAACGGGAGCUAUUUUGGAACUACCAAAGGCACUUCUGGAUCCACGAAGACCUAUCACACCAACAGCCCAGCACCGGGAAGAAGGACUCAUCCCAUACAUGCCUGAACUACCCAUCAAUGCCGAGCACAUAGUAAAUUACAACCAGUCUGUUGCUAGAGUAGCAGGAUUUGCAACUGCUGCUUCGGGACUAGAAUCUACCUGCCUCGUAGUUGCUUAUGGACUUGACAUUUUCUAUACUAGAGUUGCACCGUCUAAAACAUUUGACAUCCUGAAGGAUGAUUUUGACCAUGUGUUGAUAUCGGUUGUGCUUACAAUACUUAUCCUGGUUUCGUACGUCAGCAAGCGGUUUUCUGCAAGAAAAGCAUUAAGAGCAGCCUGGAAGUAGUAUUUCAUUACUUGGAAGACAACUGCUUGGUAUUGCAGGGAUACUGCAUGAACAAGAUGGACUUGCCUCCAUUUCCGUCACUUUGUGCUGCAAGCCUCAUUCUGCACAGCUGUUUGCACCUGUGUGUUUGUUUCACCAUCAUGGACACUUGUGCAUUGAACAUUUGUGUUGUUACAAGGAUAUGCUGGUUUUUCAGGGGCUUAGGCUGGUGUGAUAGGUGUGUUUCAAAAAAGUAUGCUGGAAUGGAGCCUUGCAGUGAUGUCUUUAUUAGUGUCCCAUUUGAAGAGGCCGGUAGAUGUUCUGAAAAUUAAGGAGAAGCAGAUCAUGAGCAGAAUAUUUCAUUAUGUCUCAUAAUCUAGCUCCCUCAUUGUAAUUAAAUUUGUUGCUGAUGCUAAUAUAUUUUCCUUCUCCUUGCCUUUUCAGUUCUUUUAAUUUUACCGAAGAUGGCAUGUUUCUUUGCCUCUGGUACUAAAAGCACUUGUAAAUACCAACAUAAAUGUACUACCAUUGCUUAGAACCAGGUUGUUAUGCGAUUAAUUUAGCUGAGCAGAGUACAGCUUCUGUGCCUUUAUUUUUGUAAGUGGGGCAUUAGAAUGAGGCAGUUCUGUAUACUGUUGAUUGCACUUCAUUUUCAGCACAUGCAAUCCUACUUUUGCUACAGAUCAAAGAUGUACCAACAGCACUGUUUUUUGCUUGGGCUGUGCCCAGCUUUAUUUGAUAUGAUAUUUUUUUCCAUUCCUCUUAAGCCUUAGCACAUAACCUAUGAGGAACAUAUCAAACAGUGCAAUACACUAGCACAGCAUGUGCAUUUUGUCAUGUUCAUUGACUUUCAAGCAUGUGCUUUCAUGUUAAUACUACUUCAGUUUAAUGUAGGCACAGAGAAACAUGCCUUCACGGGGGAGAAAUUUGUGCUCCUUGUAUGUAAAGAUUUAUGUGCAAUUAUACUUAAUUAUCAGACCUU